AGCGGCAUUUCCUUCUCGUUGCAUGGUGGGCUGCCGGCGGAAUGCUGCUGUGGCUCGCUUCCGUGGAUAUCGAUAAGGCAUUUGACUUUACUGUGUAAUUCAGAUAUGGUUUAAGUAGUAAUCAAUGAUAUUCCGGUAGAAAACCAUUUCUUUCCAAGAUGAAGUUACUCAGCAAAGCCAUUGAGAAGGACAAUGGCGGUCAGGUGACCCUGAUGCCCGAAGAGCCUGAAGACAUGUGGCACACUUACAAUCUUCUGCAGGUGGGCGACAGCCUCCGGGCAUCCACCUUCAGGAAAGUUCUGACGGAGUCGUCUACUGGUAGUGUUGGGAGCAAUCGAGUGAGAACCACCCUCACCAUCUCCGUGGAGGCCAUUGACUUUGACACACAGGCGUGCCAGCUGCGGGUAAAAGGCACCAAUAUCCAGGAGAACGAAUAUGUGAAGAUGGGAGCCUACCACACCAUCGAGCUGGAGCUGAACAGAAAGUUCACACUGGCCAAGAAGGUCUGGGACAGCGUGGUCCUGGAGCGCAUUGAACAGGCCUGUGACCCCGCCCAACAAGCAGAUCUGGCAGCUGUCAUCAUGCAGGAAGGCUUGGCCAACAUUGUGCUGGUGACCCCGGCUAUGACCUUACUGAGGGCCAAAGUAGAAGUGACCAUCCCCAGGAAGCGCCGAGGGAACUGCACACAACAUGACAAGGCUCUCGAGCGCUUCUUUGAGGCAGUGAUGCAGGGCAUCCUCCGGCACAUCAGUUUCGAUAUUGUCAAGUGUGUUCUGGUCGCCAGCCCAGGCUUCGUCAAGGACCAGUUUUGCACCUACCUGUUUGGGCAAGCGGUAAAGACCGACAACAAGAUUCUGCUGGAGAACCGCUCCAAGUUUGUGCAGGUGCACUCCUCCUCGGGCCACAAGUACUCCCUGAAAGAAGUCCUGUCAGACCCCACGGUGACCAGUCGGCUUGCAGACACUAAGGCUGCCGGUGAGGUGAAGGUCCUGGAGGAUUUUUAUAAGAUGCUGCAGCAGGAGCCUGAUCGAGCAUUUUACGGUGUGGCUCACGUUGAAAAAGCGAAUGAAGCUAUGGCCAUCGACGUCUUGCUCGUCAGUGAUGAGCUUUUCAGGCACCAGGAUGUGGCCACCCGAAGUCGUUACGUCAAGCUUGUGGACAACGUCCGUGAUAACGGGGGGACUGUCAGGAUAUUUUCCAGCCUGCACGUGUCAGGAGAGCAAUUAAACCAACUGAGCGGCGUGGCUGCCAUCCUCCGCUUCCCCAUCGCCGACCUCUCUGACGCAGAGGAGGACUCCAGCUCUGAUGAAGAGUGAGGAGUGCGAGGAGGAGCAGCGAGGUGCCAUGGGGGUACAGUGUGCUGCUGGACUGCCUGCCCCUGGCUUUGUCACGGGGUCUGCUGCUACGUAAGACCCCCAGCUUCAUCUGACCGUGCUCAUGUGUUCAAAAUUGGAGAGAAGUAAUGGGGGGCUGGGCGUGGGGGGGGCUUGAAGACAAAAAAACAAAAAAACAAAAAAAUAACCGCAAGUCGUUUUAAGUUUGUGUUUAAUGGAUUUAUUUCUUAACAUGCCGUCCUCAGCCUCU
Molecule: messenger RNA, 1584 nt
Organism: Polypterus senegalus (gray bichir)
Lineage: Eukaryota; Metazoa; Chordata; Cladistia; Polypteriformes; Polypteridae
Gene: pelo
Product: pelota mRNA surveillance and ribosome rescue factor
Exons: 13
Coding region: 159-1316 (385 amino acids)
Biological process (GO): ribosome disassembly; nonfunctional rRNA decay; RNA surveillance
Cellular component (GO): cytoplasm
Source: RefSeq, a predicted model, not a curated record